GAAGUUUCAUAAAUUUGCAAAACACUUUACUAAGUAUAAAUUUUAUCUUUCAUCAAAAUGUACCGUAAAAUGUUUGAUAUUUCAGUGAUAACAAUAUUUGUAUUUUUAAUUUUUCCGUCGUUUUCCAUAUGCGAUUCAAAAGAAGAUACGAAGUUGAGUCAAGACGACUUAAAAAAGUAUAUGAAAAUUAUGGAUACUAUUAAUGUCGAUGAACUUAUCAGCAACGAUAGAUUAAUGAAUACUCACUUCAAAUGUUUCUUAAACGAAGGACCGUGUGUUUCACAAUUUAAGGAUCUAAAAAAAGUAUUACCGGAAUUGAUUAAAGAUAAUUGCUCCACUUGUAGCGAUGCUCAAAAAACAAAAAUGUACAAUUCAAUUGAAAAAAUAAGAGCUAAAAAACCUGAAGAAUUUGAUAAGUUUACAAAAAUAUAUGAUCCAGAAAACAAAUACUUCAAAAAACCAUAAGACAUUAUAUCAUUCUUAAAAAUAUAAUACGAAUUUCAUUAACUUAGUUUUAUAAAAAUAAAUCUGCUAACAAUGCAUGUGUUAUAAGUUUUAAAACUUGUUAUGAAUUUACAAAAUAUUUUAUGGACUGAAAUGUUUAACUGUAAUUAAAUUGGUUGAUUAUUCAUUUUUUAUGAGAUUAACUGAAUAAUUCAAAAAGUUGUUUUUCAUUUAUAAAAAUAACACAUUAGUUUUAAAAUUAAAUUAAAUUUACUGAAAUUUUUAUUAAACGUUGCAAAAAUAGAUGUAAUUUUUGAAAAAAUAAAAUAUUAGAAACAUUUUAAUAACUUGUCACAGAAAUAUUUCUAUGAAAAAUAUAUUUUAACAAAAUCACAGAUUGACUAUAAAAAUUAUAAACAUUUAGAAAUAUUUCAUGAAUGAAUAGUUUAUUAACAAAAAAAAACAUAUUUUUUUUCAAGUAAUUACAAAUUUCUGUCCUAAUAGUAUUUAUCGUUAAUAUUAAAAAUUAAAUCUUUGUAGUUUAGUUAAUAUCAUAGAAUUAAUUUAAAUUGAGGUGUAAAAAAGUUAAGGUAACUGAAAAAUAAAAUGAUUAUACAAAUAUUAAGUUUAUAAUUAUAUUUAUACAAAAUAGGGCUACUUUGAGGAUCAUACAAAAAAAUAUUUACUCUUUAUUAAAAAUGAACAGAUCUUGAAUUUUUUUUCUUCUAUUAAUUCUUAUUUUUAGUUGAAUCUCAUAUCAUGAACACAAUGUGAGAAUGUUGGAUACCACAGCAUAUAGAUAUGUUUUAAGGCUGAGUAUUAUGUACUAUCGAAUAUGUAAAAAAUAUUUAAAAAAAGAGUAAAUAAUACUGAUAUUUAAUAA
Molecule: messenger RNA, 1327 nt
Organism: Daktulosphaira vitifoliae (grape phylloxera)
Lineage: Eukaryota; Metazoa; Arthropoda; Insecta; Hemiptera; Phylloxeridae
Product: ejaculatory bulb-specific protein 3-like
Exons: 2
Coding region: 58-465 (135 amino acids)
Source: RefSeq, a predicted model, not a curated record